Hyla sarda is the source of this 1951-nucleotide messenger RNA. RefSeq names its product leucine rich repeat protein 1 (gene LRR1). The record is from RefSeq and is a predicted model, not a curated record. Gene Ontology annotation, molecular function: protein binding. NCBI's taxonomy places the organism in Eukaryota, Metazoa, Chordata, Amphibia, Anura, Hylidae.
CAACAGCUGGAGGCACCCUGGUUGGGAAACACUGGUCUACGGUGUCAUCUCUAUUACUUUGGAGGUGUGGGCGGGGCCAUGACGUCACCGAGCUGCUGAGCGGGAACACAAAGUUGUCGUUGUCAUGGCGGGAUAGAGCGGUGCGGAGGAGCCCUCUUCUCUAUGAUCCCGGCGGAGUAAACAAGGCGGACGAGGCUUUAGAGGCGCCAUGAAGCUGCAGUGUGAGGUGGAAGUGAUCAACCGGAUGCUCCCGACAUUCGGUAUGAGGAAUAGAGGGAGAGGGACCCGGGCUGUGCUGUCUGUGGGGAGGCAGGAGGAGAAGAAGGGCUCCGGCCAGCGGGGACCCAUCUACCUGAUGAUCUGUACCAUCAAAGACAAGGCAGGCUCCAGAUACAAGGUGAGUCAGAACAUUGAGAAUUUGUUUUCCAAGUUUGUAAAUGAAGGAAGCACAAUACGACUUAGAGAGCCGGCGGUGGAUAUAUGUCUUAGCAAGGCUGAUAUCAGCAACCUGAGGAACUUUAUUUCUGCAGUGGGUUUAGCACACAAGGGCACCGAUGCCAGCCCUGUGCCCCUGUUACGUCUUACACCCGCCAAGACCUCCGAAAUAGAAAAACCCAAAGCCAGAAUGAUCAUUACAUGCAAGAAAGACUAUCCCCUCACAAAGAGCUUCCCUUACUCACUGGAGCAGCUUCAGGUCUCCUACUGCAAGCUGGCUCGGGUGGACAUGCGGAUGCUAUGCUUAAAGAAACUUCAGAGACUCGAUCUCAGCAAUAACCAUAUCAAGAAGCUGCCAAAGACCAUAGGUGACCUGGUGUGUCUCCAGGAGCUGGUCCUGCACAGUAACUUUCUGGAGACAUUCGAGGUAGAGCUCUGUAACUCCUCCUUGAGGAACUCUCUGAAGUCUUUGGACUUGAGCGAAAACAAACUAACAGCUCUUCCUUUCCAGUUCUGCAAUUUCAGAGAACUUGUCAAUCUGAAGCUGGAUGGCAAUGAACUGGUGCGGUUGCCAUUUGCCAUCGGCAGGCUGAGUAAACUGCGCUUCCUUUCUGCCGCCAAAAAUAAACUUCCACAUCUUCCCAACAGCUUCAAGAUGUUAGUGCUGGAGAAGCUAGAUAUGUUUGAUAAUCCCUUUGCUAAAGGGAAUCCAAUGGCUCCUGACAUCCAGCUGAAGAUUCCGCUUACAUUACUGGAGACUGCUUCAAGGGCAACUCUUGGCUACAGAAUCCCAUAUGGACCACAAGUGAUCCCCCAGAACCUCUGCCAAGAUCUAUCCGUGGCUAAAACAUGCGACUGUGGCGGGCCGUGCUUGUCUUCCUUCAUCCAGACGACUGUUGAAAUGAAUCUGCACCAGGUGUCUCAGACCGUGGUCCUUGUGGACUCUAUGGGGGGGACCGAGGCCCCCAUCAUCUGUUACUUCUGCUCUCUCACCUGCUACUCAAUGUUCCUCGAUAAAUACCUGCAGAGCACCAGGGUGUGAUGUGCGGGCCUGGCCUCUCCUGCUGUCGCAAUCUGCUCCCCGAGCAUUGACAUUGCCGAGCCUUAUGUCUUGGCCGUGUCCCCGAUUUAUAAUAAAUAUACAAGCUGCCAUAGUAGGGAUUCAGAACACUAGCUGCACAGUGCAGUGUUUUGUAACCCCACUGGUGUGGUACUACAGUUCCCAGCAUGUCAGGACGGCUACAUGUCAUGCUAGGAGUUGUAGCUUACUAACAGCGUCCUGUAAUUUUAUACAUUUUGGGUUUUCAUUAGGUUACUGAGAACAGUUUUUACAUAAAACAACAAAUGGUGAUGUAAUACGGCAGUGGUCUCCAAUCUGUGGACCUCUAGCCGUUGCAAAACUACAACUCCCAGCAUGCCUGGACAGCCAACGGCUGUCCGGGCAUGCUGGGAGUUGUAGUUUUGCAACAGCUGGAGGUCAACAGUUUUGAGAUCUAGCCUCUAAUAGUGGGGGAGA